CCAGCGGUGGUGGGGGCUGGGCCCAGGGCUGGGGCCAAGCCUGGGGUUGGGACCGCUGUAUGCAAUGGGAACCAGGGCCUGGAGAGGGGGCCCAGGCCCCAGCGUUUGACUGCCCAGUCUGGUGUGUCCUCUGCCGGGGAUGCAGGGCCAGGCUCAGGGAGGCCUGCCAGAGAGGGAGGGGGGCCAUCAGACUGCCCACAGACAUGCUUAGCAUCAAACUCCCCCAGCUCUUCGACAUCCACCAAGUCCCCAAGGUGUUCCGAGAGGAUGGCAUCAUCUCGGGAUACCGUCACCCCCAAAGCUCCGCCCUGGACUGCAUCCUUAGCAGCUUCCAGAUGACCAAUGAGACAGUCAACAUCUGGACCCACUUCCUGCCCACAUGGUACUUCCUGUGGCGCUUCAGCGUCCUGUGCUCCACACUGAACUUCCUGUCGGAGAGCUACACCUGGCCGCUGCUGGUGUACAUGCUGCUGAUCUGUGUGUACCCAUUCACCUCCAGCUGUGCCCACACCUUCAGCACCAUGUCCCCCGAGGCACGCCACAUCUGCUACUUCUUUGACUACGGCGCCCUCAGCCUCUACAGCCUGGGUUGUGCCAUAACGUAUGGCUCCUAUGUGAUGCCUGACUGCUGGGUCAACAGCUGGCUGCACCAACACUUUGUGCCCAUCGCCAUCUGCAACACACUAUUCUGCACCAGCCUGUCCUGCUAUUCUAGAUUCCUGGAGAUGCAGUUUCCUCAUCGCAGUAAAGUUCUCCGGACAGGGGCAUUUGUCUUUCCAUUCAUCUUUGACAACAUCCCUCUAUUUUACAGACUGCUGCUGUGCUGUGGGGGCAGCUGCUGUCACAGUGAGGCCCUGCCCAGUCACUGUUACCACCUCCUCUUCGCCUUCCUCACCUGCUUCCUGUUUGCCUCACACCUCCCAGAGAGGCUGGCCCCGGGGCGCUUCGACUACUUCGGCCACAGUCACCAGCUUUUCCACAUCUGUGCCGUGGUGGGUACCCACUUCCAGAUGGAGGCGGUGCUAGCAGAUAUGACCUCACGCAGGGCGUGGCUCAUUGCGCAGGCGGCCGUACCCUCCUUCCUGAGUACCCUGGGGGCACUGGCCCUCAGCAUCAUCCUCAACCUAGGCAUCAUUGGCAUCUUCAGUGCCCCUCUGCUGUGGAACCCCCACCACAGUGCCAACCACCCACUGACACCACCCGCGAAACGCAAGCAACAGUGAUACUCCCCACAACCAGUGACCAACUAGUAUGUUCAAAUGUAAAGGGUUGGCUAAACCAUUAUCCCAGUCGUGAACUUUGGAAAUAAUAACGAUAAGAAGUUGUAUUCUACCUUUUAACACCAGUUAGUAUUUGUAUAAACCCAUUGGAUUAUUAUCACAGGAUGGUUUUUUCUACAUGUUAUUCUAUCGUCAUUAUAAGGUUUGUUUAGGAGUUUAUUAAUGUGUUCACUGUUUGAAGCCGAAUACCCAGCUAUUUUUAUGAAGACUUUCAGUUAUUCAGUAUCAUUGUUUACUGUUUAAAGUUGUGGAAGUAUUUCGAGUUAAAGUAUCAUAUGCCGACUUCUUUUCACGUAUACUUGAAAGGAUCUGGGUUGUAUGAAGCAUAUGUGAUGUCUAACAACACAUAAAAGUGCCUUCUUUUAUAUAUAGUUACCCAAAUGUUACCUAAGUAGUCGUAACAUUAUUUCUGGUUUGUGUACAUCUCAAACUGGAAAAAUCUUUAACUCUAAAUUUGCAGGGAAUUUUCAUAUUAAUAUAUAAGUAUUUAGCUACUGUUUUUCAAUUGUCCUAUAUAUUUGUAAGCCAUUAUUAGAACAUCUCAAAGCCCAUAUUUAAUAUGAAGUAUGACUAUCCAUUACAUGAUUCUCAUCACUAACUGGCCUACUUACUAUGAUUCCACCAUUUUGUUUUAAUAUUCAAUACCAUCUCAUUUAAAUCUCCACUAUGACUUGAAUAAAUGUACAGACCAGUGUAGUGCUCUCUCAGAUUAACCUUCUCUAAACGUCUACACUCUCAGAAAAAAAAGUGCUAUCUAGAACCUAAAAGGGUUCUUUGGCUGUCCCCCGUAGGAGAACCCUUAAAAUAACCCUUUUUUGGUUCCAGGUAGAACCCUUUUGAGUUCCUUGUAGAACCCUUUCCACAGAAGGUUCGACAUGGAACCCAAAACAUUUCUAUCUGUAACCAAAAAGGUUCUACCUGGAACCAAAAAGGUUUUCCCUAUGGGGACAGCCAAAGAACCCUUUUGAAACCCUUUUUUCUAAGCGUGUACCUGAAAGCUACAGCACUGUACCAUGUCUAUGAUUAAAAGACAGGUGCCAUUUUACAGAGGUACGUUUCCAUGGAAACUCCAUGGUUCUUUGCAGUUUGUGUUCCUGUGAAUGCUCAGUCACUUUAAUUGUUCUUUGGAGUACUCUUAGUUGUUACAUCUACAACAUACAUUAAUGGUCAUUGGAUACAUUUUUUGAAACACUACGUGUUGUUUAAAUGUCAGGGAAUUACUGAAAUUCUCCCUAAAACAUACCCAUCAUUGUAACAUCGAUAGGACAUACCAAAUGAUCUUGUUUAUAACAGCUAUCUGAUGGAAGAAAUAUUAGAUGAUGCACAACAGAACUGAAUGAGUGUUGUCUCCUCAUCUCCCAGGCAUGUGGAUGUGGUCAGUGGAGGUCAAAGGGUCUUGGCACUGUCGUAUUCAUGUGGUAUCGUGGUGGUCAUUGCAGGUUUAUGGCAAACCAAUACACCACUCACCCCAUGCUGAUAUAACGUUGUCAGUGGCUAUUGUUUACAUGUAUCCUUGAAAAAGAGUGUGGUAUCUCUUGAGUAUUUCAUCCUUGUAGUAUAUAUAUAUAUAUAUAACAGCACUUACUGUUUCUGUUCAGUUGUAAAGCGUAGUGAAUAUGUACAGGUAACUGCCAAAAUAAAGAAAACCUCAACAUAAAGUAUCUUAAUAGGGUGUUGGGCCAUCACGAACCAGAACAGCUUCUAUGCCUUGGCAUAGGUUCACCAAGUGUCUGGAACUCUGUUGGAGGGAUGCGACACCAUUCUUCCACGAGAAAUUCCAUAAUUUGGUGUUUAGUUGAAGGGGUGGAAAAGGCUGUCUCAGGUGCCGCUCCAGAUUCUCCCAUGAGUGUUCAAUUGGGUUUAAAUGUGGUGACGGAGAGACACACACCCUUUAAGACCCCUCUUUCAAAGUCUCUGAGAUCUCUUCUAGCCAUGGUAGCCAAAAUAAUGGGCAAUAGGGCAUUUUUAUACAUGACCCUAAGCAUGAUGGGAUAUUAAUUGCUUAAUUAACUCAGGAACCACACCUGUGUGGAAGCACAUGCUUUCAAUAUACUUUGUAUCCCUCAUUUACUGAAGUGUUUCCUUUAUUUUGGGCAUUACCUGUAUAUUUGCAUGAUUAUUUUUGUAAAUGUUAUAGAUGAGGAAAAAUUAUUAAUUACAUCCCCAACAUCAUGUGAUCAUUUCUUGACAUAAUAGCCCUUACCAUGUACCACACUAGACCUAACACACACGUCAUUAUUUGAUCAUGUAGCUCUGUAUUCAGUGUGUAGGGGAGACCAGGGUUGAUUGUCACAGUGCUUAUAACUCCCAAACUAGAGGGUGCUGUGUAAUACUUUUAAGAUUAAAAUGUGUGAAUUCUUCAAAAGAACUAAUCCACCUGGUCGAUUCAUGUCAUCAUAACAAAACAUUUAGGUGAGGGUAUUUUUUAAAUUUUAAUUUUAAUUUAUAGGCAAAACUUUUUUUUUCAUCCAGUAUUUUUUUUUCAUUUUUCAUCCAAAAAUGAAUGUUUGCAUUAUGGGGGUAUACAUGUAAAAAAAAUAUAUAUAUAUUAUAGGGAGAGCUACAUUCCAUACUUAUUUCUGAGUUCCUAGGUCAAGCCAUGUGGUAGCAUGUAGCAUCUUAAUUAGCAUUGGGAUCUUUUGCUGUAAACCUUCCUUCCCGGAAGAUCAAAAUGUGUUGGGAAUAAUAUAUGUACGGUGGAAAGCGUUAGCACAUUGGGAAGAUGUCGCCGAGACAUCAGAAUAGAGUCUUGAUGCCUGGCCGACAUAUAUACUAUGUAGAACUGUAGAAUUUAGAAUGGAGAUAUUCUAAAACCAUCUGUGAGACGUCUUGCCAAUUAGCAAACAAUGUCUAAAACGGCAUCUUCCCGAUUCAUCAUUCAUCCAUUGUCCAGAGGUUUCUCUGCUAUCUGGGUUUGUUGCCUUUCUCUCCCAAACAUAUUUUCUCUGUCACACACCGACAAAUGUACACAUGUGUGUGCAACACACGCGCACACAAAUUGACUCAAAAUGUCAUAUGUUACCAUGCAUUUUGUUAGGAAUAUCAUUUGAUAAAAGAAAGGCUAUUUCUAAGACGCUGUGAACCAUAUUGCUUAAUUUCCUUUUACUAAAGGAAUAAACUAAUAGCUAACAUUGUGACAACCAACCCCAUCAGUGGAGGCUGCCUAGAGGAGAACGGCGCAUACUAAUGGCUGAAACAGAGUGACAACCCUGCGAUGGGGCUGGUUGUCACAAGUGGGCAGAGUGUGUUUGAUGGCUUAUUACUCCAUGUUGGAAUAAAACAUACUAGUAGGAUCCCUAUUUCAACCCAAGACCUUGGUCUUUCUGUUAAUGUUGAAAAGAGUCUUGUUAUAUAUACACACCAGAGUAAAACGUGUGACAACCAACCCAAGUCUCCCCUAAAGCCUUGGGUGGUUAUGAGGGAAUAGAAAGUGAUAUUGUGUCAGUGAGGGAAAUGGACUGUGUUGCAGGUUGAGCAGAGUGUACAGGCAGUAUAGGCAAACACACAUACACACAUAGACACACUUCAUUUUACUCCAACGAGAGCCCUAUUGUUUGAAACACAAUUUUUGUUUUGAGGGUUAGUGUAUUGAACACAGAGAGACCCAUGUAGUUGCCCUUUUCAUCAUCAUUAUACCACUCAGUUUUACACUAUUGAUUUUGGUAUGGUGCUUUCAUCGUCUUACAACUUGUGUCUUGGAAGUGGGUUGUGACUAGCGUGUGGCCGACCAUAUCGACCACAACUGUAUCUGAAUUGACAUAUUGUAGUGCUGAUAUACCUGCAGUUGGCGCAUAUAACCGAUUGUCCUUUAAGUUGUUGAAUAUUUGAAUGUUCAACUACAUUUCUAAACAUUCUGUUAUGCUUUUGUCAUUGAAAUCUACUUUCGUUCAAACUAGAUUAUCGCUGGGAAAAAAACAGUGAUGAAAAAUUAGUUCAAAUGCAUCUGUUUGUUUACUUCGAUCACUUUCAUGAAGCUAUGAGGAUUCCCAAAGUGUGUUCAUAUUGAAUGGCAUGUUACAGUAAGUAAAAUAGGAAGCUAUGCAAAGAUUUGGUUGGAUGACACAACAAACUACACACCAAGGAACUUCCAGUGACUCCUGAAGAGUGCUAGGUUUUAGGAAAGAGGGAAGAAGCGGUUUGAAUGAAUGUCUGUGCCUAUUUUCCUUUCAUACUACCUUUAAUUAAACGUUUAUUUUUAUUUAGCAUAUACGCUGUGUUUUGUGUGGAGAACAUAAUAUAGUUCCUGGGUAAAAAACUGAAGAGAAAAAUAAUGUCAUUGUUUGCUAUCUUGUUACUAAAAUUGUGUCAAUGCUGCCUUAUUGGAGUGUAUUCAUCACUGGAAUAAUUUCUCUAAUAAAAAUGACUUACCACAUA
Molecule: messenger RNA, 5654 nt
Organism: Oncorhynchus mykiss (rainbow trout)
Lineage: Eukaryota; Metazoa; Chordata; Actinopteri; Salmoniformes; Salmonidae
Product: membrane progestin receptor delta
Cellular component (GO): membrane
Molecular function (GO): signaling receptor activity
Source: RefSeq, a predicted model, not a curated record